This is a messenger RNA of Daldinia decipiens, 1449 nucleotides long. RefSeq lists its product as uncharacterized. The transcript has a single exon. The coding region runs from base 276 to 1256 and encodes 326 amino acids. The record is from RefSeq and is a predicted model, not a curated record. NCBI's taxonomy places the organism in Eukaryota, Fungi, Ascomycota, Sordariomycetes, Xylariales, Hypoxylaceae.
CCCAAAGCCGAACCUUACCGAAGCUUACACUUGCAUCUAUAUAUAUGUACCUAACAUAGGUAUGAAUAUAUUUAAUAACUACCUGGGCAUAACUUACAGAUCUACAAAUGUAAUAAAAUAUUCAUCUCUCAUUCAUAUCCUCGGGGUUCUCUUCCGAGUAGAAAGUUCAUGAAAUUUUGACUUAAUCAUACCUCUAUUAAUAGAGCUUAGCUAUUGCAACUGGAUAACAGUCAUAAUCACUGAGUUGCGCCAGUGAGGGAGUCGGCAUAACCACGAUGGAUAAAGAUAAUAGCGAGAGUACAACCCCUCAGGACGCAAAAGGAAAAGGCAUUGCAACGAAAAUAGAUAACUUAUCGUCCGAAUCAACAGCGCAGGAUGGGCAUUCAAGUUCUGUUGGAGUAACCUCAGACGCGGCCUCGUUCAUAUCAAGACUAAGUGCAUCCGCGGGCAAACUCACUAACGAGAUGGUCUUACAACAUCCUAGCGGCGCCUCUCUAGCAGAUGUCUUGCCCUCGGAUAAAUCUGAAUCCUCUAGAUCCGGGAGAAGCGCGGGCGUGAAUGAGACGUCAAUAUUCAGGAACAACUUCGCCCAGGGGACGAUUCCAGAUACGUUUAAAUCUAUACCGAGACAGGAACAAACAAUCCCAAGUGAAUCCGGCUUCUCAUCUUUUCUCAGCAGCACAAGUAUGUUAGGAGAAACGGAUCCUAGCGGCAUCAAGAUCGGGAGAUACAGACAGAUACACGAACCUGCACUUGGGGAGACACAGCAAACUAGACCAAUAAUCAGCACAACUGAUGGCAUGGACGUUGUAAAUUUUCUCGAUCUAGGGUAUGACGAGGUCGAGGAAAUAGAUAUGGCCUUGACGGACACCGAACAAGCAGCUCUACGUCAUCGUCUUUUCGAGAAUGGCGAAUCCGGGGAGCAUGCUUCAAGGGGGCGGUGGGACGAUGCUCUGAACUUUUUUCCUGGUCUUGGGCCGAAUAGUAAUAGCAUACAGGAAUAUGCUGACUUGCUUGGCACAUCAGAUCUGGAAGAGGCUAAGAAUAUCUGGGUUAACCAAUGGCAAGGGGUCCUCUCCAGUUAUACGGAUGAAGUAUGGGGAGAGCUCGGGUCUCUCGUAAAAGUGGCUCGAGAGGAGCUUACUAACAUUUCAGAGCCUCAUGAAGAAGCCUCGCCUUCGAAGUUAAAGGCUGUGCGAAGGCUUCAGCAGCUUUUGAGUCAUAUCCGCGGGACACGGAGUGCCGAAAGCUCAUGAGCUCAGAACAAGGCAUGUAAGAUAUUCUUUCACUAUUCGUCGACCCGGAAUUCGGGGGGGAUAUAUGUAAAGUCUAAGGGAACCACUGUAUUAUAAUCAUACCUAUGAUUAUAUGACCUUCUUUAAAGAUAAUUGCGUUAUAUAAUAACGAUUGCAUAGCAACUGUGUAGGACCUAGGUUAGGUAAUUAUGAU